AUGUUAAAGGAACGACGUUUAAAACUGAGGUCCGGAAUUACAUACGCAAUUAAAUAUAGAUCGAAAUUAGACGUCCCUUUAAAUUACAAGAUCACUUUAUUAAGGGAGGAUAUAGAAAAUGGGCCUUAUCAUGUUUUUGGUUCUCAUGACAAGUGUGCUAAUUAUUUUUGUGAUGGACCUAAACCCGGGGAAAGAAAUAUAAUUUCCGAAAUGGAAAAUUGUGGACUUUGGCAAGAUAUUUUGGGAGCAAGAAAUUUAGUUGCACAUCAUUCUGAUAGUCUUAUUCAUUUUGUAAACAACAACUGCGUGGAAAGUUAUAAUAGCGUUGUUGCUAAAUUCAUCGGUGGUAAACGUGUUAAUUAUUCUUUUAGAGGCUCUUACCAAGCCCGUUGCGAUACGGCUGUCAAUGCGUUCAACCUCGGCCCUUCGUAUAUUAGCCAUUUCCAUAAGAAAGCUACUUUUCAUAGUCCAGGAUUGUUCACGAAAAAAUAUAUUAAGAGGAUACAAAAAAAGAAAAAUGAUAUUAAACGAAGAAAAUUAAAUCAACCUGGAUAUAAAAUUAAAAAGAAUAUAUUUCCACACGGACCUGACGAAGACUAUGGAGCAGUAGAACAGCCUUCUGAAAUAGUUGAUAUGCCAAUUGAAAAGUAUGGAAUUAAAAAAACCGAGUUUCUAAAAAAACUAAAACUCACACAUGAAGAAAUAAAAUUAUUGGAAAGAAGUACUAUUAAUCAAUCCCAAAGCGAUGAAUGGCGAAGGCAAAGAAAAAUGAGACUCACAGCUUCAAACUUUGGAAAAGUUGCCAAAUUGAGAUCAACCACUUCUCGCGAAAAUACAGUCAAAUUUAUUUUAUACGACUUAUUUCGUGGUAAUGCUGCAACAAAAUAUGGAAUUCAGAAUGAACCUUUGGCAAAAAAUAAUUUGGAGUCAAAGCUUGGGACAGCAAUAUUACCCUGUGGGCUUUUUGUUGAUAAUGAUUUGCCUUUUUUGGCUGCUAGUCCAGAUGGUUUGAUAAGUUAUGAUUCUAUUGUUGAAAUUAAAUGUCCAUCAUCCAUAAAAGAUUAUACGCCGGAAGAGGCCUUUCAUGAAAAAAAAUUAAAAUGUAUGACGUACAAUGAUGGAAAUUUACAGCUGAAAACAUCACAUGCAUACUUCUAUCAAAUUCAGGGACAACUACAUAUAACUAAUAGUAAGUUUUGUUAUUUUUGUAUAUGGACACCUAAAGGACUUAUAGUAGAGAAAAUUGAAAGGGAUGACAAGUUCUGGAUGGAUAUAGAACCAAAGUUGAAGAAGUUUUACAUGGAAUGCUUACUUCCGGAGAUAAUUGAUUCUCGACUUGACCGAGGACUUCCACUUAGAACAGGCUUAUAA
Molecule: messenger RNA, 1371 nt
Organism: Macrosiphum euphorbiae (potato aphid)
Lineage: Eukaryota; Metazoa; Arthropoda; Insecta; Hemiptera; Aphididae
Source: the annotation of a GenBank genome assembly